Physella acuta is the source of this 980-nucleotide messenger RNA. RefSeq names its product elongation factor 1-beta. Gene Ontology annotation, cellular component: eukaryotic translation elongation factor 1 complex; cytosol. Gene Ontology annotation, biological process: translational elongation. The record is from RefSeq and is a predicted model, not a curated record. Lineage: Eukaryota; Metazoa; Mollusca; Gastropoda; Physidae. Gene Ontology annotation, molecular function: guanyl-nucleotide exchange factor activity; translation elongation factor activity.
AUGAUGGGGAAUGGUGAAAAUUGACCCGGAAGAGUAACCUAACAGGUUAUUUCCUUUUCAAUCGUCGUCGUGGUCUGAAAAACCUCAAAAGUUUUUUCAGUAAAGUAACAGACCCAUCAGCAAUGGCUAAUCCUCUUGCUUUAGAAAAUGUCUGGCUCCAGCAACAAAAGUUUGAGGAUGCUGAGCGUCUUUACCGCCAGCUUGAAGCUGGAACAACAAAAGCUUCAGUUGUAGAGAAAACAGGUAACUCUUUGGCUGGUGAAAUAGCCCAAGUGAGAAAGGACAUACAGAAUGCAUUAAAUAAACAACCAGUUUUGGGAGCUGGAGGGGCUGGUGGUGAUGCUAGUGUUCUGAAGCGUUUAGAAGCCUUAGAAAAAGAAAACAGAGAACUCAGGAAAAUUACUGAUGACCUUAAAGCUUUGAUAUUAAACAUACAGUCAUCUGGUUCUGGUAAGCCAGCCGCUACCCCUGCUGCUGCUCCUGCUGGCAAACCACCAGGUAAACCUGCUCCAUCAAAACCUGCACCCCCUGCUGAUGAUGAUGACGACGAUGAUGAUUUGUUUGGCAGCGAUGAUGAGGAAACAAAAGCAUUGAAAGCUAAAAGACUUCAGGAUUAUGAAGAAAAAAAAGCCAAAAAGCCAGUUCUUAUCGCCAAAUCAAGUGUUCUUCUUGAUUGUAAGCCUUGGGAUGAUGAGACAGAUAUGGCUGAAAUGGAGAAAAGAGUUAGAUCAAUUGAAUUAGAUGGUCUAGUAUGGGGUGCAUCAAAACUUGUUGAAGUAGGAUAUGGCAUCAAGAAACUUACUAUUAUGUGUGUUGUAGAAGAUGACAAAGUCAGCAUAGAAGAUCUUUCUGAACGAAUCACAAACGAGAAUGAAGAUUUGGUCCAAAGUGUUGAUGUGGCUGCAUUUAACAAAAUCUAGAUAUGGAAUACAAUUUUAAAUUGUAAAAAUAAUAAAAGCAAAUGUUAUUUAUAUUUCAAA